AUGACAUUAUUGUGUACACUGACUGGCAGUGAAAGUGAGCAAGAAUGGGUGGAAAAGUCAAUACCUCGGUCUGCGUUUACGAAUCAAAGUAUACCUACUGUAUCAACAGAAAAAGCAGAAUUUUGUAAAAGAGAAGAUUGGAUGAAUGUGAAAAAUAUAUUUCCUUGCGUAUUUAAUGAUAAAAAAUCAUCUGUUGACUUGGAUAAACAUACUGAUAAGUCCAAUUUAGAUAAAUUAGGUCAAAGCGACAAAGAAUUAAAUCUAUAUUGGAAGAAUGGAGGUAAUGGUUUACCUAGUAUGGACAGAACAAGAACAGAUAGGAAUCGAACAAUGGAUGUAAAUUGGCUUAAAAAAAGUCUCAAGCGAGCACAAGAACAAGCGGAAAAUGAAGGAAGAAGUUUAGAAGAAAUUGCAGCUGAAAGAUGGGGUUCUUUAGAAGUUAUUCAAUCAAUGAUAUUCAAAGCAGAAAAAGUAUCAAUGAAAAAGAGAUUAGAAGAAAAUGCAAAACAAUGUUCGGGUUAUGCUAUGAAGCCAAAGAGAAAUUAUCACAGAUCUAGAUCCAGAAGUUGUGACAGAAGGGAACAGCAUGUAAUGUGGGAUGAUAUGCACUAUGAAAAACAAUUUAAGCAGGCAUAUAAAAAACCGAUGGAUGACAAUUGCUCUGUUAGCACUUCUUAUAAAAUACAUCAUUCAACUACAAAAAGAUGGCAGAAGGGGAAAAUAUCGGAUAAAACUGAAGAAAAUCGAUUAAACGCUUCUGAUUUAAAGACUAUCGGUGUUCCGUGCAGCAGCAGUGCAGAUAAAAUAGUUAACAAAGAAAUGAAAACUUUCACAGAAGAAGAACUAAAUAAGUUAGGGGCAAAAAUUGUUAAAGCUGAAAUAAUGGGUAAUACUGAACUUGCUGCUGAAUUAAAAAUUCAGUUAAAGAAAGCUAGAGAACUUGUAGCAAACACCAUGCAGUCAAAUGAAUCUGAUGAACUCCAUAAUGUAAUCCUUGCAAGAACUGAUAACAAAGGUAUUACAAGACCAUUAGAAUCUAGAGGUCAAUCUAUAGAAUGGGCAGGAAAUUCAAAACAGAAAAAUGCAACAACGCACGUUGCGGGUAAAAGAGUGCUGCAUUAUUUUGAUGACGAUAAAUAUUCGUUACAGCAAUUAUUUCAACGUGAAAAGGGAAGACCCACAAAUGAAGAUGACGCUCAAUUUGUUAAAGUUGCUUCUAGGAAUAUGAACAUGGACGAAAUAUUUGAAGAACAGAUUAUACGUGUUCAGUCAGAUGCCAAACAAGAUGAGAAAGAUCGCUCACGCGCUAUCAAGGAGCAUAAACAAUUAUCAAAAAGUUUGGGUAGUUGUCACUGGUGUAUUGAGUCGAAAUACAUGUUGAAACAUAUGAUUGUUGCAAUGGAUUCUGAUAUCUGUUUGAGUCUUCCGGCUUGUACUUCUUUAACUGAUGGACAUUGUAUAAUAACACCUGUACAACAUGUUACUUGUCAAUUACAAUUAGAUGAAGAUAUUUGGGAAAAGCUGAAGGCAUUUAAACAAACUUUACAUAAAAUGUUUGUGGAUCAAAAUAAGUAUCCAGUGUUUUAUGAAAGUUACAAAAGUCGUCACAAGUUUUUACAUAUGCAAUUAGAAUGUGUUCCAUUACCAAAAGAAAUCGGUGAAUUGGUUCCGAUGUACUUCAAGAAAGCAUUACUAGAGUGUGAAACUGAAUGGUCUAUGAAUAAAAAGGUUAUCGAUCUUGAACAUAAAGAUAUACGUCAUGCCAUUCCAAAUGGUUUAUCUUAUUUUGUGGUUGAAUUUGAAACGAAUAAAGGAUAUGCGCAUGUUAUAGAAGAUGAACACAUGUUUCCAAAAAGUUUUGCAGAGGAAAUUAUUGGUGGAAUGUUGGAUCUAGAUCAUGAUGUAUGGCGUAAGCGUAAGAGAGAAAAUUUUGACCAGCAACGAGAAAAAGUAUUAAAAUUCUUGGACAUAUGGAAAAAAUAUGAUUCUCCAACUACAAUUUGUACUUAAUUUAAAAAGUUAAUUUUAAAAAAUUGUACAUAGAUGUAUAAUUUUGAACGA
This is a messenger RNA of Dufourea novaeangliae, 2061 nucleotides long. RefSeq names its product CWF19-like protein 2. The record is from RefSeq and is a predicted model, not a curated record. Gene Ontology annotation, biological process: mRNA splicing, via spliceosome. NCBI's taxonomy places the organism in Eukaryota, Metazoa, Arthropoda, Insecta, Hymenoptera, Halictidae. The transcript is spliced from 10 exons. Gene Ontology annotation, cellular component: post-mRNA release spliceosomal complex. Bases 1 to 2010 code for a protein of 669 amino acids.